Diachasma alloeum is the source of this 1312-nucleotide messenger RNA. RefSeq lists its product as uncharacterized. Gene Ontology annotation, molecular function: odorant binding; olfactory receptor activity. Gene Ontology annotation, biological process: detection of chemical stimulus involved in sensory perception of smell; sensory perception of smell. The transcript is spliced from 5 exons. The record is from RefSeq and is a predicted model, not a curated record. Lineage: Eukaryota; Metazoa; Arthropoda; Insecta; Hymenoptera; Braconidae. The coding region runs from base 1 to 1248 and encodes 415 amino acids. Gene Ontology annotation, cellular component: plasma membrane.
AUGAGGCUGUAUGGCAAUAAUAAUAUGCAUCAUCACGUGAAAACCAUCACAAAUGAGCACUAUCAUUUCGACAUUCGUCGCAGCUUCCGAAUGACCGAGUGGCUGCUGACGCCCCUCGGCUUGUGGCUGUUGAUAUCCAAGAAUCCAACGCGAAACAACAUCUACACAUCUAUCGCCCUGAUAGGUGUCUGCAUGACGACCCUUCUGUGGGUCAUUAUGCCCUGCACGAGGCACCUAGCUUUCUUGGAGAAAGAUCGCAACAUCCGAGUGACCAAGAUUGGUCCAGUGAGCUACUGCUACAAGAGUAUCAUGCUGUACGGCGCAAUAAUACUGAGCACCAAACGCAUCAAAAGUUGCAUUGAGCACAUCAAGUCAGACUGGCGUGAACUCGAAAGCGAGGGUGAUCGUCAGAUUAUGAUAAAUAAUCUGGACUUCAGCCGAAAAAUCACCAUCAUCUGCGGGAUAUUCAUGUACAGCGGGGGCUUGUCCUACCAUUCUGUCAUGCAACUGUGGUCGGGCAAGAGAAUCAAUGGUCUGAAUGAGACCCUCAGACCCCACGUCUACCCCGGCUACGAUGAUUUCGUGGAUUCACAGGCAACUCCAGCUUAUGAACUCAUCUUCACUGGGCAUUUCAUCACGGCUCUUGUUGCUUGCAGCAUUACAACGGCCUCUUGUAAUCUUACAGCUACCUUCGUCGGUCACGCUCUCGGCCAGAUUCAGAUCGUCAUGACGAGGAUCAAAAAGAUUGUCGACGAAAAUGAUGAACGUCAUUCCGACCCUCAACAGCGGAUUGCUUCCGUCAUCCGAGGUCAUGUUAGUGCGUUAAGGCUGACAGCGGAGAUUGAGAAGGUUCUGAGGAAUGUGUGCUUGGUCGAAGUCUUUGGAUCGACUUUCGUCAUGUGUUCGGUCGAAUAUUACUUCAUAAAGGAAUUGAGUAACAGCGAUAGCAUAGUACUCCUGACGUACGUCGCGCUAUUCUUCUCCCUCUCCUUCAACAUAUUUCUGUUCUGCCAGAUCGGCGAGAUAUUAAUGGAAAAGUGCUACGGAAUUGGAAAGCUGACGUAUGGGAUACCCUGGUACAAAUUGCCCGGCAAAGCUAGCCUCCCCCUGACCCUCAUCAUUGCGAUAUCCCACUGUCCGCGGAAAUUAUCUGCCGGCGGACUCUUGGAGCUCUCUAUGAACAGUUUCGCAACGGUCAUGAGGACAUCUCUGGCUUAUCUCAAUCUUCUGUACACCAUUGACUCUUGAGCGGAAUUUAUCCACGACAUUUGUGGACAAUAUAUAAAUAACUGAUAUCACUCACCUGAAGUAG